Brassica napus (rape) is the source of this 1314-nucleotide messenger RNA. Its product is annotated as KRR1 small subunit processome component homolog. Gene Ontology annotation, molecular function: RNA binding. The transcript has 11 exons. The coding region runs from base 72 to 1199 and encodes 375 amino acids. Gene Ontology annotation, cellular component: small-subunit processome; nucleolus. NCBI's taxonomy places the organism in Eukaryota, Viridiplantae, Streptophyta, Magnoliopsida, Brassicales, Brassicaceae. The record is from RefSeq and is a predicted model, not a curated record.
AAGAGGUGAUAAACCCUAAACCUAAUAUAAACCAAACCUUCGCCCGCCGUCUCUAAGAGUGUUCCAAUUCAAUGGCGGAGGUGGAGGAGAAGCUCAAUCACGAUAACCAGAAUCUAGAUAAAAAAGUCAGGUACAGAGGCAAUCACGACAAGCCGAAGCCGUGGGACGACGACCCAAACAUCGACCGAUGGACAAUCGAGAAGUUCGAUCCGGCGUGGAACCCCACCGGCAUGCUCGAAGUCAGCACCUUCUCCACGCUGUUUCCUAAGUACAGAGAGAAGUAUCUUCAGGACUCUUGGCCCAGGAUCGAAUCAGCUCUCAAGCAAUACGGCGUCGCUUGCAAACUCAACCUGGUUGAAGGGUCUAUGACUGUUUCGACGACGAGGAAGACGAGAGAUCCUUAUAUCGUUGUUAAAGCUAGGGAUUUGAUUAAGCUUCUUUCCAGAAGUGUUCCUGCUCCUCAGGCAAUAAAGAUUCUCGAAGAUGAAGUGCAAUGUGAUAUCAUCAAGAUUGGGAACUUGGUUCGGAACAAGGCAAGAUUUGUCAAAAGAAGGCAGCGGCUUCUGGGUCCUAAUUCUUCUACCUUGAAGGCGAUGGAAAUAUUAUUAGACUGUUACAUUCUAAUUCAGGGAAGUACUGUAGCCGCAAUGGGUUCUUUUAAAGGUCUAAAACAAGUUCGAAGAGUUGUGGAAGAGUGCCUACGUAAUGAGAUUCAUCCGGUAUAUCAGAUAAAGAAUCUCAUGAUGAGAAAGGAACUGGCAAAGGAUCCAGCGCUUGCAACUGAAAGCUGGGCUAGGUUUCUUCCUACUUUCAGGAAGAAGAAUGUUCAGCAAAUCAAGCCCAAAAGCAAGGAGAAGAAGCCAUAUACAACAUUACCUCCUGAACAGACGCCUAGCAAGGUUGAUAAGCAGUUGGAGUCUGGGGAAUACUUCAUGAAUGACCAAAAGAAGGCAGAUAAGAAGUGGCAGGAGAAGCAAGAGAAACAGUCGGAGAAGAGUGCAGAGAAGAAAAGAAAGAGAGAUGCCUCGUUCCUCCCACCUGAGGAACCUACUCAGAACAACAACUUAAACAAAUCUGAGGAGAGCAAGAAAGAUAUAACCGAGUUAACACAAUCCUUAAAGAGCAAGACAAAGGAGUUGAAGAAGCAGAAGAAGACACAAGAAAAAGUGAAUGCAGAGGAGUAUAUUGCUGUUGCAUGAAGAUAAAUCUUAAGUUACUGAAGAUUAAUCUUAAAGCCUUUUUGUUUGAAAAUUUUAAAAUAUUGAUUUGUUCAAAACUAUAUAAACAAGUUCAAUCUUAAUUAUUAUGGAGCCA